AUGAGCAGUGCAUUAUUAUAUGGACCACGUAAUGGUGGAAUGGAAAAGUUUGUACAUGAAAUUCUUGGAAGAAAUAUAUAUUUUGAUGUUCGAUUAUCGAGAUUAAUUCAAAAUGAAACAAUUAAUCGUGAUAGCGAUGAUUUAUUUAUUCAGCAUGGAUAUUAUGAAGAAAUUCUUUUUCAAGAGCGUGCUCACAAUACUGCGCUAGAAAUUACUGGUGAUGUGAAUUGGUUAACUGAACAAUUUCGGAAAGAAUAUGAAAAUGUUUAUCCAUGGAAUUUUUCAUUAAUAAGAAGUUUAAUACAAUAUUAUAAAUUAAUAAUAGA
Messenger RNA from Adineta ricciae, 326 nucleotides. The record is from the annotation of a GenBank genome assembly. NCBI's taxonomy places the organism in Eukaryota, Metazoa, Rotifera, Eurotatoria, Adinetida, Adinetidae.